This is a messenger RNA of Filobasidium floriforme, 1704 nucleotides long. RefSeq names its product alpha-amylase A precursor. Gene Ontology annotation, molecular function: alpha-amylase activity; calcium ion binding. Gene Ontology annotation, biological process: carbohydrate metabolic process. The transcript has 13 exons. NCBI's taxonomy places the organism in Eukaryota, Fungi, Basidiomycota, Tremellomycetes, Filobasidiales, Filobasidiaceae. Bases 181 to 1344 code for a protein of 387 amino acids. The record is from RefSeq and is a predicted model, not a curated record.
ACUAUACACGGAAUUUGAUCGUUCCGAAAGACCUCUAAGCUAGUUACUUUGCCAACAUCAACGAUCUCCCAAUUGGCACAUCUAUACGUCCUGACGGGCCGAUGACGAAUCAGCGCUGAUGCGUAGGUGAUCGAUGCCAACAGACCAGGAAAUCAGUUAGCUACACCAAGACCAGUCCACAUGAAGUUCUGGGUGACUUCCUCCGCUGCCUUGUUGGCCCUCAACAUCGUCGGCGCUCUCGACGCUCAUGGAUGGCGGCAGCAGUCGAUCUACCAGCUCUUGACCGAUCGGUUUGCGAGAGAGGAUGACGUCGAAGCUCCAUGUAACCUGAUCGCUAGGCAGUAUUGUGGAGGAACUUGGAAAGGCACAAUCGACAAGCUGGAUUAUAUUCAGGGUAUGGGCUUCACAGCGAUCUGGAUCAGUCCUGUAUCGGCGAACCUGCCAGAAGGCUAUCAUGGCUACUACACGACCGACUUUUACCAGAUCAAUCCCAGAUUUGGUACGGCCCAAGACCUCAAAAACCUCUCGGCCGAGCUACAUCGGAGGGGCAUGUACCUCAUGCUCGACGUCAUCGCGAACCACGUAGCGGUGCCGCGUCGGAGCAAAUUCCGACCUUCCGAUGGUACGUGGGGGGUCUUCAAUCAGGACGACGACUUUCAUAAGCUUCAGUGGUGUCGGGACUGGGAAAACCAGCUGGAGGUCGAGCAGUGUUGGCUGGGUGAAAAGGGUGACAUCGCAUUGCCGGAUCUGAAUACCGAAAAUCCAAAGGUCGUCCUGGAGCUACAGAGAAUAGUACACUGGCUGGUCCAGGAAUUCUCUGUGGACGGCCUCAGAGUUGACACGCUCAAGCAUAUACGCAAGAGUUUUUGGCCCGAUUACGAAAAGGCCGCUGGCGUCUGGUGUACGGGAGAAGUGCUGCAUGGAGAUCCCGCAUAUACCCUACCGUAUCAAGGUAGCGCGCUCAGCUCUGUCCUCAACUACCCCCUUUACUUUACCCUUAGGCGUGCCUUUCAAAGUCCUGACGGUUUCAUGAUAGAAUUGACCGACAUGAUAUUACGUAUCCAACACGAAGCUGUGGACCCUACGACCCUUACGACCUUCUUAGACAAUCAUGACCUGCCACGAUUCGCUCAUGAAACCAGCGACGAAGCCCUCCGUUUGAAUGCAUUAGCGUACCCAUUCUUGGGGGAUGGCAUACCUAUAACAUACAGCGGUGCCGAGCAAGGGUAUUCGGGAGGCGAAGAUCCGCUUAAUCGAGAACCGAUGUGGUUAUCUAAAUUUGACACCAGCUCAAGGCUGUACAGUUUCGUGGCCAGGCUCAACGCGGCUCGAGCUCUCGCGUAAGCUAGCUCGUUGGGCUCGCUUGACCAGCGAUCCUAAAAUUCUCACUUACGAGUAUUGGAGAUUCCUCACCGUAGUCUCCGUUACGUCCGAGACUACAGCACAGCCCUAACUAUUCCCCUUGUCACGACCGAUCACGAUAUAGUGCUCUAUCGCUUCCCGCUCCUGUCUAUCUUGACCAAUCGAGGUAGCAAUCAGCCGGAUGACCGUACCAUCGCGUUCACCGUCCCUGGCAUGAAAGCUGGAGACGUAUUGGUCAACAUUGCGAAGCUAGGAUCCCUCGAUCAUGCAGACAAAUACCUCUCUGUAGGCAUCGGUGGCUCAGUCAGGGCGACCAUCCAUAGAGGGCAGCCAUCGGUAAAG